UACACACCUUUUACGAGCACUUUCCUAGGGGCACGAGUUAGAAAUUCAUAGAAAAAGGCUAAGCCCUACUGGAGCUCGAUGGGUAGUUGUCACCAUCGAUGCUUGUAUUAUUGAUGAUAUCUUCCUAUUCUCCUAUGCAUAGCUAACUCGAAAUUAUUUAGGGAAAUGACUCGAUGAUGGUUUAUGUGCGAGUUUCGAUGAUUUAAUGAUAUGCCUAUUGACUCGCUAAAUCACAAUAUCAAACUACGACAAAGUGCAAUCGUAGUAUGGAAAUGCAGUCGAGUGGGACAAGUAAUAAAAGUCAACCUGGGGCCUAGAUGUACUGCCUACUCAGAUGAAAUUCUAUUAUCUAGCGAGAAAAAUUGAGUGAGAAUGAGUUUAAACUGAAGCAGAAAGAAAGAACCAAGUUGUUCGGUUUACUUAGCAAGAGAAGAGUCACUUGGGAUUGUGUCCCCCUAGCUCCUCAGUUAGGUUCAAGUUGUAAUUCCCUUUGGUUGUUUUAAUGUCGAUUAGACUGUGGAAGAUCCAAAAAUAACUUGGAAUCUCUUACACUGACCAAACCCUCUUAGACAGAAUACCCGACAGGUGACUAGCCUUCACUGGUAUAGACUGCUAAGGCGAUUCACACAGAUCCCCUCUACUUGGAACGAAUUUCAGUACAAAACAGUGAAUUGAUUGACUCUCGUACAAUCAAUUCAUUACUAUCAAUUGAAGAAGCUCUUAUAACCUAAUCAGAUUCUAUCUAUCAUAGGUUAGAGCAGAAGUCAAGAGAACUUGAUUAGGAUCCAAUUGACUCAAUAAACAUAGCCUCAAUUGAUUAAAAUCAUCGAGUAUAACAUCCAAAAGUCAUUACAAACAAGAUCUCUAACACAUGGAACUAGGGUUCUUCAUACCCAAGUGAGAGAAAGGUUUACUCCUUAGAGAGAGAGGAAAACAGAAACCAAAGUAGUCAAACUCAUAAUGAUGUGUAUAAUAUGCUCUGGGAUGUCAAUCUUCACUCAUGGAGAUGCAAUCCGGGUUCAAUGGUGAGAAAUCCACUCCAAAUAGCUUAUAGGGUUUGUUCUUCGUCACUUUCUCUCUAUAGAACUCUGUUUUUGUUCUAUAAAGUCGACUAAUACCUGAAAUUUGACAAAAGAGCACAACCUAGCAUAAAAUAGGCCAAGAAAACACAAAUCCAAGCCUUCUUUCAACGUCAAGGUUCAGCUUUUCCAAUGAUUUUCCGGCGAGUUUCCCGACGAAUGCCACUUUUUUCUGAUACGUUUUCUGAGAAUUGGAUAUAUAGUAGGGAGUAAAAAAUUUAUUAAUGGAGAGAUAUGUAUAAUCCAUUUUGAAUUAAAUUAUUAUUAUUUUUUAGUUGGAAGCAAAUAGCAUAUGCCUCUUGGCCGUUGGGGUGACUAAAGUGGUCAACAACCAAUCAACAAGACUAGGAAUAUCCAUGGAAAACUUCCAAAAAGAAAGAGACAAGAGAAGGGAUUGGUAGCAAACUGGCAGCGUGUUGAUGAGUCCUGGUCGCCUCCCCGGCCUCGCCUAUCAGAGUCAGAGAUCGAAGAACCUGAGAAAAAAGAAGGGCAAAUGGAUUUCGAGAACAUAAAGAAAUAUUUGGAAGGGAAUGCUAGCGGACAAGUUGAUGUCAAGAAUCGAUCGGCGGUCCGCGCUAUGCCUUACAGAUUCUUCGAGCGAUUCAAUGUGCAAGGUCUUCAUGUCGAGCUAGUCGAACCCGGUCGCAUUAUUUGCUCAAUUAAAGUUCCACCUCGUCUCUUGAAUGCUGGCAAAUCCUUGCACGGUGGAGCCAUCGCCACUCUGGUCGACGUGUUUGGGUCAGCUGUGAUAUACACUGUUUCAGCUCCUCAGAACACUGGAGUUUCAGUUGAAAUCAACGUUUCUUACUUGGAUUCUGCUUAUGUUAAUGAAGAGAUAGAGGUUGAGGCCAGAAUUUUGCGCCUUGGAAAGACGGUGGGAGUCAUCACCGUUGAGUUAAGGAAGAAGAAAUCUGGGCAGAUUAUUGCACAGGGCCGUCAUACCAAGUAUCUUCUUGUUUCUAGCAAAUUGUAAAUUUGUAACCCUAGCGAAGAACUAGCCUAUGAAAUAAAUACGUGAUAGAAACCUCAUUAUAUAUAUAUAUAUACCAAGUCAGCUACCUUCCUGUUCUCUUCGUUUCCGUAUAUCCUGCAGUAGGUCCUGUUUUCUUGGGAGGAAACUUCUGUAACGAGGGGGUUUGAUUAUUUAUAUGGCUUUUUGAGAACAAACUAAGUUAAGGUAGGGUACACCUACUAUUUUGGAGGUUCAAUGAGAGAUGCAGAAAUGAAAGGUUACAGUUACG
Molecule: messenger RNA, 2320 nt
Organism: Linum trigynum
Lineage: Eukaryota; Viridiplantae; Streptophyta; Magnoliopsida; Malpighiales; Linaceae
Source: the annotation of a GenBank genome assembly